Aureobasidium musti is the source of this 963-nucleotide messenger RNA. The record is from the annotation of a GenBank genome assembly. Lineage: Eukaryota; Fungi; Ascomycota; Dothideomycetes; Dothideales; Saccotheciaceae.
AUGUCUUCAUCCUACGAGACUCAAUUUCUCCAGCAUGGAGUAUCCCCUUACGCACCCACAACUGCCGCGGUCGGAGGUCGACCAACCGUCGACACAGAUAUGCCAGCGAUCUCCGUCUUCCUGCUGCUCUACAUCGGUGGUGCGAUCUCUAACAUGACGAUCUUUCAGAUGAACAGACGCAAAGGGCACAAAUUUUUAGCCUCUUGGGCAAUGUUCGGCUUCUGCAUGGCUCGCAUUGUGAGCUGUGUUUUGCGAAUUGCAUGGACGACCAGAAUCCAGAACGCUCGCCUCGCCAUCGCUGCAUCCAUAUUCUUGAAUAUCGGUGUCAUGGUUGUUUACGUGGUUGUUCUGGUCCUGGCGAGCCGCGUUCUCAGAGCCACUCAACCACGACUUGGCUGGAAUCUUAUUUUGAGGAAAGCGAUUAGGGUUUCUUACGUUGGCAUCAUUGUCGUCGUCAUCCUGCUAGUCGGCUUCAUUAUCGCAUCUGUCGAGACUCUUGACCACGGCGUCAGAACAGCAUCUCUCUGGAUCCAACGAGCAUCGAACCUUUACCUGCUCCUCCUCAACUGCAUUGCACCAAUUUUUCUCCUUCUCUCAUGCCUCCUUCCAACAGAUCCCGAGAGCGAGAACUUUGGUUCUUGCAGCAUGCGCACCAAACAAAUCAUCCUUACUUUCGCCAGUUUCUUUUGCCUCUUUAUCUCUGGUUUCCGCUGCGGAACCAUCUGGGCUACACCAAGACCAGCAUCAGAUCCUGCCUGGUAUGACCACAGGGCCCUCUUCUACAUUGUUCUGCUAGGUCUUGAGAUUGUGGUCAUCUACCUCUUCAUCUUCACUCGCUUUGACCAAAAGUUCUGGGUUCCGAAUGGUAGUGAAUGUCCAGGAGAUUACUCGGGAAGAAACGAAAAGGGGAAGGACGUUGCUGAUAAGAAAGCAGCAUUCGAUUCAGACGUACAAUCCGUGUAA